CCAGCGCAGCCAGUCCUCGCGCUGCUUAAACCGAAGCUGCUCGCGUUCGCAACGCCGACACGCAUUCCACUCGCGCCACGGAACGGAAUAUUUAGGCGAGUUUGGGAAUUUAACUAUGACUAGGACAUGCCAUCCAAGGAUCAUUCAAACGUGAGCCCAGGACAAAGAAUUGAGGUGGAUGUUGAAGUGGAUGACUGUUGUGUGAGAAGGCAAGGAACCGUUCAAUCAAUAAAGCCUUUGCUGAGUCCCUUUCUUGUUUGCUGAGUUCGUUUAAAAGUCCCCGGUUGAAGAGGAAGCGUGGACCACCAUAUUCUUCACUUGCGAGGAGCAGGGCAGAUAUGUGGCCUCAGCGAGGGCCACAAUGCUUUAUUAGCCCAAGGACUGCGGUGCUCUUUGGGCUGGUGACUAUCUGCAUAUUCCCCCACUUUUCUGAAGGAUCCCCAGAGCCAUUUAGGUCCUUCUUGCCUCCUGACUGGGGUCUAACACAUUUAGCCAUCCAUAACAAGACAGGGGAUGUGUACGUUGGUGCGGUAAACUGGAUCUACAAGCUUUCUAGCAACUUGACCAAGUUGAGGAGUCAUAUGACUGGUCCUGUAGUGGACAACGAGAAAUGCUAUCCACCUCCAGGUGUACAGGUAUGCCCCCAUGACCUUGCCCCAAACAGUAAUGUGAACAAGCUGCUGCUAAUAGACUAUGCCCAAAACCGACUCAUUGCUUGUGGAAGCACCUCGCAAGGCAUCUGUCAGUUUCUACGCCUGGAUGAUCUUUUCAAGCUUGGCGAGCCACACCACCGUAAGGAACACUACCUUUCCAGCGUCGUCGAGUCAGGAACCAUGUCCGGGGUCAUCAUCUCUGAGGGACAAAUCAGCAAGCUUUUCAUUGGAACUCCCAUCGAUGGAAAAUCAGAGUACUUCCCAACUCUUUCGAGCCGUAAGUUGAUGGCCAAUGAGGAAGAUGCUGACAUGUUCAGCUUUGUCCACCAGGAUGAGUUUGUCUCCUCCCAGCUGAAGAUCCCCUCGGAUACGCUGUCCAAAUUCCCUACAUUUGACAUCUACUACAUAUACAGCUUUAGCAGCGAACAGUUUGUCUACUACUUGACCUUGCAGUUGGAUACCCAGCUAACUUCUCCUGAUGCCAGUGGGGAACAGUUCUUCACCUCUAAGAUCGUCCGACUCUGUAUUGAUGAUCCCAGGUUUUACUCCUACGUGGAGUUCCCAAUCGGAUGCACCAAAGAUGGCGUAGAGUACAGACUGAUCCAGGACGCCUACUUGGCCAAACCCGGAAGACAACUUGCAAACUCUCUGGGCAUAUCCGAGCAAGAGGACAUAUUGUUUACGGUCUUCUCCCAAGGCCAGAAGAACCGGGUCAAACCCCCAAAAGAGUCAGCACUCUGCCUGUUCACGCUGACGAAAAUAAAGGAGAAGAUAAAGGAAAGGAUUGAUUCAUUCUUUUAUGGGGGGGAGGGGAUGUUUUUUUUGUGGUUGCUAAUCAACAAGGAGCUACCAUGCAUCAACUCGCCUCUCCAGAUCGACGAUAACUUCUGCGGGCAGGAUUUUAACCAGCCUCUAGGGGGCACCAGCACCAUCGAGGGCAUUCCCCUCUUCAUAGACAAAGAUGACGGAAUGACUUCGGUAGCUGCUUACGAUUACCGCGGCAACACUGUGGUUUUCACAGGAACACGCAACGGCCGAAUGAAGAAGGAGAGCAGAGUUCACCCGCAGACUAAACUACAGAGAGAGGGUGGAGAGGGAGUGUUUAUGCCCCGAGGAGAGAGACCUCGUCCUCGUCCUCCUGUGCUGGAGUCACACGGCUGUUGUGACUGUGGUAUUUGUUUGUCUCAGUACAGCAGCUGCUCUGAAUGUCUGAGCUCCAGAGACCCUCACUGCGGCUGGUGUGUCCUUCACAACAUCUGUUCUCGCCGCGAUCGCUGUGAGAGAGCAGACGAGCCGCAGAGGUUCGCCUCCAGAGUGGAUCAGUGUGUGGAGCUCACGGUGCAGCCCAACAACAUCUCCGUCACCAUGGCCGAAGUCCAGCUGGUCCUGCAGGCCCGCAACGUCCCGGAUCUUUCCGCAGGGGUGGACUGUUCCUUCGAGGAUUACACCGAGACCGAAGGAACAAUACACGGAUCACGAAUCUACUGCCUCUCGCUGUCAGCCAAAGAGCUGGUCCCCAUCACACGCCAGCAGAGAGACACUCAUGUGGUGAAGCUCUAUCUGAAAUCGAGGGAAACGGGGCAGAAGUUUGCCAGCGUGGAUUUCACCUUCUACAACUGCAGCAUCCACAGAUCGUGCUUGUCCUGUGUGAACGGCUCGUUCCCGUGUCACUGGUGUAAAUACAGACACUUGUGCACACAGAACGCCAACGACUGCUCCUUCCAGGAAGGACGCGUGAACAUGUCAGAGGACUGUCCUCAGAUUCUGCCGUCCACUCAGAUCUUCAUCCCCGUCGGCGUCCCGAAGCCCAUCAAGCUCUCGGCCCGCAACCUUCCACAGCCUCAGUCCGGUCAGAGGAACUACGAGUGCAUCUUCCACAUCCAAGGCGAGACGCAGAGCGUGACGGCGCUGCGCUUCAACAGCUCCAGCAUCCAGUGCCAGAGAAGCACCUAUAAUUAUGAAGGAAGUGACAUCAGCGAUCUUCCCGUUGAUCUGUCGGUGGUGUGGAACGGCAACUUCAUCAUUGACAACCCUCACAACAUCCAAGCGCACCUGUAUAAGUGCUACGCGUUGCGGGAGAGCUGUGGUUUGUGUCUGAAGGCCGACCCCAGCUUCGAGUGCGGCUGGUGUGUCCAGGACAGGAAGUGCUCUCUGCGGCAGGAAUGCACUCAGCAGGAACACACCUGGAUGCACGCGAGCGCCGGAAACAGCCGCUGCACGCACCCGCGCAUCACCAGAUUGUUUCCUGAGACUGGCCCGCUGCAGGGAGGAACCAGACUGACCAUCAGCGGAGAGAAUCUGGGCCUUCAGUUCAAAGACAUCCAGAACGGAGUGAGGAUCGGGAAGGUGGCCUGUCAGCCCAUCGAGGAGGAAUACAUCAGCGCUGAGCAGAUCGUGUGUCGAUUGGCCGAUGCCACAGGUUACCGUGUGCAGGAGGCUCAGGUGGAGGUGUGUGUGCGAGACUGUCUGCCGGAUUACAGGGCCGUGUCUCCCAAAGCCUUCACGUUUGUGUCGCCGCACUUCACACGCGUGCUGCCGUCAUACGGGCCCAUUUCCGGAGGAACGAGGAUCACCAUUCAGGGCAGCCAUCUGAACUCAGGCAGCGCCGUCUCCAUCAAGAUCGGACUCAACACCUGCCGCUUUGAGAGGCGAAGCGCCCGUGAGAUCGUGUGUGUGACUCCGGCAGGUUUGGGGACAGGAGGGACCCCAGUGAUGGUGGACAUAAACGCAGCCGAGCUCAGAAACCCGGAGGUGAAGUUCAACUACAUGGACGACCCCAGCAUCCUGAAGAUCGAGCCGGACUGGAGCAUCGCCAGUGGAGGAACCCCGUUAACAGCAAUCGGCAGCAACCUGGCCACCGUCAGAGAGCCGAAGAUGAGAGCGAAGUACGGCGGCAUCAGUUCAGUCCACAACUGCACUGUGCUCAAUAACACGGUGAUGGUGUGUCUGGUGCCGUCCGUGGCGGGGUCCGAGAGGGGUUUCUCAGAGGCGGGCAGCGGGCCGGAUGAGAUCGGGUUCAUCAUGGAUAACGUUCAGACGCUGCUGGUGGUGAACGAGACCUUCAGUUUCUAUCCCGACCCUGUGUUUGAACCCUUCAGCCCGUCCAUGCUGGAGCUCAAACCGGGAUCUCCUCUCAUCCUGAAGGGCAAGAAUCUGAUUCCUUCGGCUGCUGGUAACUACAGAUUGAACUACACGGUUCUGAUCGGUGACGAGCCGUGUGUGUUGACCGUGUCCGAGGCUCAGCUGAUGUGUGAAUCGCCAGACCUCUCCGGACAACAUAAAGUCACUAUCUUGGCCGGAGGUUUCCGAUACUCUCCAGGAACUCUGCAGAUCUACUCGGACAGCCUGCUGACGCUCCCCGCCAUCAUCGGGAUCGGAGGAGGAGGAGGUCUUCUUCUGCUCGUCAUCAUCCUCAUCCUCAUCGCAUACAAGCGUAAAUCCCGUGACGCGGACCGGACGCUCAAGCGGCUGCAGCUGCAGAUGCACAAUCUGGAGUCCAGAGUCGCUCUGGAGUGCAAAGAGGCGUUUGCGGAGCUGCAGACUGAUAUCCAUGAGUUGACUCAGGAUCUGGAUGGAGCUGGAAUCCCAUUCCUGGAUUACUGUACUUACGCCAUGAGAGUGCUUUUCCCUGGAAUAGAGGACCAUCCGGUGCUGAAGGAGAUGGAGGUCUCAGUGAACAUGGAGAAGGCUCUGACUCUGUUCGGCCAGCUCUUGAAUAAGAAGCACUUCCUGCUGACGUUCAUCCGGACGCUAGAGGCCCAGCGCUCGUUCUCCAUGCGCGACCGCGGGAACGUGGCGUCUCUCAUCAUGAGCGCCCUGCAGGGCGAGAUGGAGUACGGCACCGGUGUCCUGAAACAGCUCCUGUCCGACCUCAUCGACAAGAACCUGGAGAGCAAGAACCACCCCAAACUCCUGCUGCGAAGGACUGAAUCUGUGGCUGAGAAGAUGCUAACAAACUGGUUUACUUUCCUCCUCUACAAGUUUCUUAAGGAGUGUGCAGGUGAGCCUCUCUUCAUGCUGUAUUGUGCUAUAAAGCAGCAGAUGGAGAAAGGGCCGAUAGACGCCAUCACCGGAGAGGCCAGAUACUCGCUCAGCGAGGACAAACUCAUCCGACAACAGAUCGACUACAAAACACUGACGCUGCACUGCAUUAACCCAGAGAAUGAGAACGCAGCCGAGGUCACCGUUAAGUGCCUGAACUGCGACACCAUCACGCAGGUCAAAGAGAAGCUGCUGGACGCCGUCUUUAAAGGCACUCCGUACUCGCAGCGGCCCAAAGUCGGAGACAUGGACCUCGAGUGGCGUCAGGGUCGCAUGGCUCGUAUCAUUCUCCAGGACGAGGACAUCACCACUAAGAUUGACAACGACUGGAAGCGUCUCAACACACUGGCACACUAUCAGGUAACAGACGGGUCAGCGAUCGCAUUGGUUCCCAAGCAGAACUCCGCCUACAACAUCUCCAACUCUUCAACCUUCACCAAAUCCCUCAGCAGAUACGAGAGCAUGCUGAGAACGGCCAGCAGUCCAGACAGCCUUCGCUCGCGGACGCCCAUGAUCACGCCAGACCUGGAGAGCGGCACCAAACUCUGGCACCUGGUGAAGAACCACGACCAUCCGGACCAGCGGGAGGGCGACCGCGGCAGCAAGAUGGUCUCUGAGAUCUACCUGACGCGUCUGCUGGCUACUAAGGGGACACUGCAGAAGUUUGUAGACGACCUGUUUGAGACCAUCUUCAGUACGGCCCACCGGGGCAGCGCGCUUCCUCUGGCCAUCAAAUACAUGUUUGACUUCUUAGACGAGCAGGCCGACAGACACAUGAUAUCAGACCCCGACGUCAGACACACGUGGAAGAGCAACUGCUUGCCGUUGAGGUUCUGGGUGAACGUGAUCAAGAACCCUCAGUUUGUGUUCGACAUUCAUAAGAACAGCAUUACAGACGCGUGUCUGUCCGUUGUGGCUCAGACCUUCAUGGACUCCUGCUCCACGUCAGAACACAAGCUGGGCAAAGACUCGCCCUCCAACAAGCUGCUCUACGCUAAAGACAUCCCCAACUACAAGAACUGGGUGGAGAGGUAUUACUCUGAUAUCUCGCGGAUGCCGGCGAUCAGUGAUCAGGACAUGAGCGCGUAUCUGGCCGAACAGUCGCGUCUGCAUUUAAAUCAGUUCAACAGUAUGAGCGCACUGCACGAAAUCUUCUCCUACAUCACCAAAUACAAGGACGAGAUCCUGUCUGCGCUGGAGAGGGAUGAACAGUCCCGCCGCCAGAGACUGAGGGCUAAACUGGAGCAGGUGAUCGACACCAUGGCUCUUUCCAGCUGAUCGCGACUGGAAACCUCCGUGUGUGUUUCUACACCAGGACAAAGCCCACAACGCUGAAUGUAGGUGGUGUAGAUUUUGCGUUGUUGGACAAAGACGCUCUUUCUUGCUUUGAAGAGACAAUGAGGACAUUUGGGACCUCUGAUGAAGUCAUGUGACCGUGUCACAAGCCAAUGAUCGCGAUGGAUCAAAGGACACUCUACUCUGAUUUCGUGUUUACUAUGUUUAUUAUUUUGUACAUAUGUUAUCGACUCUCCGCUCUCUCUGCCACUUGUGUUUCUGCUGAAUUUGCACAGUUUACAGAAUCAACGAGCAACUGCCUCCAUCUCAUGCACACGACGACCUGUUUCAGGUCAGGAAACGCAACGGUGGGUUUAUUUGAACCUUUACGUACAGUAAUGUUGACGAAGGUAAAUUUGACAUUACACAAAUGACAAAAAGAAGGAAAACAUAACUAAAAAUAUGAUUUAAAAUAUUGUCCUGUGCCAUGUUUUAUUUGUAUGUUGUUUAAUAAAAAAAAAAUAAAGGUUUGUGAAGCAGGAAUGUUGACAGGAGAAAUAUUUCAUCCAAAAAUGACAUGUUUUUAAUUUUGACUGAACUGUUAAAGCAAAGCUUUAAUUACGGAUUCAUCAGAUGCUCCUCUUGAUUUUAGCGUGUGCACUCAGAUCAUUAAACGCGUUCGUCCUCCUCGUCUUUCAGCAGAAAUCACUAUGUUUAGUGAGACUGAGCUGAAGUAAAUGAGUGAAAAGGAGGCCGAGUGAAUUGUUUCAGAUGCAGGAGUCAGUGUUUCUGUGGCGUGUCGAUACGCUCGUUCAUCAGGCCUUCAGCCUCCGUGAUCAGAAAAGAGAACUGGGCUUUUGUUUUUAAUGAGAUGGGCCUGAUUGAUUCAGACUGAUCCAUCACUCUGCUUUCAUUGAUCACUUUAAGAGGAGAUGUCUCGUUUGUCAAACCCGUUUUGUUUUGAUCUGUUUAUUCCCUCUUGAACCUGAGAUUCAUCUUUUAUGAGCGAAUGUUUCAGUGCUUCAUAAAGUGGUACAAAAUAUAAAAUGGACAGAGACAAAAACAACAGUAUCAGUGAGGAAAUACCAUUCUAGUUUCUCAGUUUUUUUUUUAUCGAUCUUCCAUAUUCUCAAUGAGUCUCUUCUGAAGUUUUUGGCCAGUUUCUCAUAUCAGAUUUAACUCAAAGAGCCCGUGUGAUCAACAUGUCUGUUAGAUUUGAGUGCAUCAUUGCUGGUCUUCUCCUAAAAAUGAACAAAUUAAAUUUUAGCUGGUUUACCUUUAGCAUUUAAAAAUUGCAGCGUUUUUCUUCCAGGAAACCAGUCCAAAAACAUUGAGGAUCUUGCCAUAAACUACAACAAAAAUUGCUAAAUAAAAGCUAUUAACUGUUUUGUAGAGUAAUGAGAUGGAUCCCUUUUAAUUGGAAAUAUGCCAGCAAAGGGAAACAGUACUCAUCAGGCGUUUUCAUGAGGUCUCUAAGGCUUAUUUUACCAAAAUAUCAAAUUAAAGUCCUGUUCAUACUAAGAAUGAUAACUAUAUUAGCAUCCACACCAAAGGACAAUAAUAUUGCAUAUUUUAAAUGUGCACUUCUGUUAUGUUUUGUGAAUAAAAUUGCAGUGCACACUUUAAAUGGAAAGAUUUUGACUUGCUGUACGUUUUUAUUGUUCAUCAGCUAUAAAAAAUAAAUUUGAAUCUGAAAGUGAUUCCAAAUAAACAUUUCCUUGUAAUGUGGACUCUGCCAAAGCAUUAUGAUUAAAGUUAUUAUUCUUGGUGUGAACCGGUUUAAUGGUUGUACUGUAACUAAAGUAACCAGCUCUGCUCUGAUAGUGAUGUCAAAGGCAGGUAGUCAGAUGACAUCAUCAUCAUCCUCAGUGACAUCAUUCAGUUUUACAAAAAGAAGAAAAACAGACUUUAUAUUAACACUGAAUUUUUAACUUUAUUGUUUUGGCUUUCUUCCUGCUUGACUGGUUUGUUUUGACAGAUAUAACUAUCUGAUCUACAUAAUCUUCAUGCAAUAACCUUGUGCUGUCAGCGGGUUGGUGCAUGUCUUCACUUUGCACAAUCAAUCCUGUAUCGGUUGAUUUAGACUGAUGGAGGUCGGGUUAGUGUUUUUGGUCAGUGUAAAUGCAGCGGACAGCCCGUUGACCUUCUAAUCAGUCUGGUUUGACGUCACAUGCUUUAAAAUGAGUUCCAAACAUCUCAGGAUCUUCCUUUUGCUCUUGAGUUUGUCUCUCGAUCAGAGACUGGACUCACUGGUGAUGUUCUGGACAUUUGGGUUGCGGUUCUUCCCAGGGACUCUCAAUGUUUACACCCAACGUUCAAAUCACUUGUACAAAAAAACAAAAAUUGUGUUUUAAUUUAUUUAUAUUUUGAUCCUGUUGUUGUGUUUCUUAGAUUGAAAUGUGUCUAAACUGGUGCUUUUGGAGUGUUCUCUGCUUUCCUUUCAUACAUUGCUGAAAUAGCUUCUACAAUUUUCAUUAAUCUGCUCUUUAACUCAAGAUCUCUGUGAAGGUCCGCGUUGAUGACACGCAAUAAUACUGAGGCACAGAUACGAAAGCUAUCGUGUCUAACCUCAUCCCUUUUUUGCUUUGUUUCUUUCCAGUAAUUUUUGAAAAAUAAUAAUGAAGUAUCUGUCCUUCAGACCAGACAAAAAAAAUGCAGAGAUGAAGCAAGACCAUUUGUGUUGUUGGUGAAACUAAAAUAACAAAAGACAUUUGAACAAUUAUGAUUCAGGACUCAGACUGUCACCGGUAUCUAUUCAUAUGUAAAUAUGUUGUUGUUGUUGUUUUUGCAGAUUUACUACUUGUGAAUAAACAAGCAUCAAGGAGAAAUUAAACAUGUUUUUGCUAAAACC
Cyprinus carpio (common carp) is the source of this 8820-nucleotide messenger RNA. Its product is annotated as plexin-A1-like. Lineage: Eukaryota; Metazoa; Chordata; Actinopteri; Cypriniformes; Cyprinidae. Gene Ontology annotation, biological process: negative regulation of cell adhesion; regulation of cell shape; semaphorin-plexin signaling pathway involved in axon guidance. The transcript has 32 exons. Gene Ontology annotation, cellular component: semaphorin receptor complex. The record is from RefSeq and is a predicted model, not a curated record. The coding region runs from base 339 to 5972 and encodes 1877 amino acids. Gene Ontology annotation, molecular function: semaphorin receptor activity; protein binding.